Salvia miltiorrhiza (redroot sage) is the source of this 2440-nucleotide messenger RNA. RefSeq names its product O-fucosyltransferase 36-like. The record is from RefSeq and is a predicted model, not a curated record. The transcript is spliced from 3 exons. Gene Ontology annotation, biological process: protein O-linked glycosylation via fucose. Gene Ontology annotation, molecular function: peptide-O-fucosyltransferase activity. The coding region runs from base 310 to 2028 and encodes 572 amino acids. NCBI's taxonomy places the organism in Eukaryota, Viridiplantae, Streptophyta, Magnoliopsida, Lamiales, Lamiaceae.
ACACGAGCCCAUAUAAAAACGGGUCAUGUUGCAGCUGGUAGAUCCGGUAGCAGGUCAUUUUCCACCGACGAUCUUCUUCUCCGAUCAACAAUCAAUGAUGCAGAAUUAGUUGUGGUUUCUGCACUUCCCUUCCUUCUCACUCUUCCCCUCCCAACCAAACACGCCUUUAUCUCUCUCUCUCUUCUCUCGUACACACACAGAGAAGAGAUCCGGAUAGGCGGUGCUCACUAAGCAUACAAACUAAUUGCUACUUCUUCAUCUGCAUUUUCUCUAUUUCACGCUCACUGCGUGAAGUAGUGUGUGAAAAAAAUGAUGGAGAGGGAGCUAUCGGACGAAGAGGAGGAUCGGGAGAAUCUGAUUUCGCAAAAUGCCAGGCCAAACGACGUCGUGAAGUCGCCCGAUCACCACAACCACCGCUCGGCUUUCCGAAUCGACGACGAAUUGAGGAAUCGAGUCUCCGGCGCUGCGCGCAGGUUCAAUAAGAGGUACAUUCUCGCGAUUUUUCUGCCCGUGGUGAUUUUGGUAGUGUAUCUAACUACUGAUUUGAAGAAUGUGUUCCGGAUGCGUGUGCCGUCGAUUAGAGAUAUUGGGGGAAAUGGUCCUUUAGCCAAUCGGAUGCGUGAGUCCGAGCUGCGUGCUCUGUAUUUGCUUAAGCAGCAGGAAAUUGAGCUUGUUAAGAUGUGGAAUUAUACUACAUUGGUGGGUAGAUCGAAUUUUAGCUUGGUAAAUAAUAGUGAUUCGGUGAAUUUGAACUCUGGUAAUGAUAAUGGGGUGUUGGAAGGCUUGAGAUCGCGAGUUUUUGGUCAAAUUUCGUUGAAUAAGCAAAUUCAAGGGGCUCUGUUGUCGGCUCAUGAGAGUGAGGGUUCUGUGGAUUUGUCUGCAAAUUACACGGACUCGAGUUUGUCUGAUUGGACUAGCUGCAAGAAGGUGGAUCAGAGGUUGUCAGAGAGGAAGACAAUAGAGUGGAAUCCUAAAUCAAACAAGUAUUUGUUUGCUAUUUGUGUAUCAGGCCAAAUGUCGAAUCAUUUGAUUUGUUUGGAGAAGCAUAUGUUCUUCGCGGCUCUGUUGAAUCGGGUGUUGGUGAUCCCGAGUUCAAAGGUUGAUUAUGAGUUCCAUCGGGUGUUGGAUAUUGAUCACAUUAAUAAGUGCUUGGGGAGGAAAGUUGUGGUGACAUUUGAGGAGUUUGCAGAGAGCAAGAAGAGCCAUUUGCAUAUAGACAAGUUUUUGUGUUAUUUCUCGUUUCCACAGCCGUGUUUUAUGGAUGAUGAGCGUGUGAAGAAGUUGAAGGGGUCGGGGGUCUCUUUGAGUAAGGUCGAGGCUGUCUGGAAGGAGGAUGUUAAGAAGCCAAAACAGAGGACAGUCCAGGAUGUUUUGGCAAAGUUUUCUUCAGACAGUGAUGUCAUUGCAAUUGGAGAUGUGUUCUUUGCUGAUGUCGAGAGAGAGUGGGUAAUGCAGCCGGGAGGUCCGAUUGCACAUAAAUGUAAGACUUUGAUUGAGCCGAGUAGGUUUAUUUUGCUCACUGCUCAACGUUUCAUACAGACAUUCUUGGGAAAAGACUUUGUGGCUCUUCAUUUCCGGCGCCAUGGCUUCUUGAAAUUCUGCAAUGCUAAACAACCGAGCUGCUUCUAUCCUGUUCCGCAAGCUGCAGAAUGCAUUAACCAAGUUGUUGAGAGGGCUAGUACUCCAGUGAUAUAUCUCUCUACAGAUGCUGCAGAGAGUGAAACUGGUUUACUUCAGUCACUUGUUGUCUUGAAUGGGAAGACCGUACCACUUGUUCGGAGACCAGCUCGUAAUUCAGCUGAAAAAUGGGAUGCUUUAUUAUACAGACAUGGCCUUGAGGGAGAUUCACAGGUUGAGGCAAUGCUGGACAAGACUAUUUGUGCUCUUUCUUCCGUCUUCAUUGGAUCUUCUGGAUCCACUUUCACUGAUGAUAUUCUACGCCUGCGCAAGGACUGGGGAUCAGCAUCACAAUGUGACGAGUACUUGUGCCAGGGCGAACUUCCAAACUUCAUCUCAGAAGAUGAGUGAGCUCGGAUCUUGUACAUUCAUGAAGUUGAGUCACACUACUAAGUCUACUUGCUUGAACUGCUCAAUUUAUUUUCCUUUUUGGUGGAAUCCGUUGAAUGUGCUGCCAUGGGAGACCCAAGGAGACGGCUAACCACCCUGGAUUUCGCAACGUAUUUGUUUGGACAUGUGAAUCGCUGGUGUAAAUUUGAUAUUACCUUGAUUUAUCUUGUUCCAUAUGUAAUAAGAGCUUCAGCCAGAAAUUGCUGUUUGUUUUGUAAUUUUGUUCUUCUAUUAUUCCUCAAGAGAGUUAGCUUAGUUGGUGUCUGUUUGUUGUAUACACUGCCCUUUAAUCUUAGCCUAGUUCAGCUUAUGUACAUUACGGUGCCCUCGUACCCAAAUUUUGAAUUCAUACCUUAUCUAUCACUUCUCAUUA